AUGUCUGCCAGUGUCAGCCUUGAUUCGCAGCCUAGCCUAUUUCAACCUAUAAAAGUAGGAAGAAUGAACCUCAGCCAUCGGAUCGUGCUUGCUCCGCUCACGCGUUUCCGAAUUACAAUUUCACAUGCACCCAUACCAGGGGUUGUGAGAGAAUACUAUUCUCAGCGUGCUAGCACCCCGGGAACCUUGCUCAUCACAGAAGCAGUUGUUAUAUCCCCACAGGCUGGAGGGUUCCCUCAUGUUCCUGGUUUGUGGUCAGACGAGCAUAUUCAAGGCUGGAAAGAGGUUGCCGACGCAGUCCACGCCAAAGGCUGUUAUAUCUUCUUCCAGAUUGUUGCAAUCGGUCGGGGCGCAAACCUCGAAGCUUUGCACGAUCAUGAUCCAUCUUUCGAAGUUGUGAGUGCAGGAGAUAUACCCGAGCCAGUCGUAGAAUCUACCGGUGGGCCACAAUUCACCGGGACUAUUCCAAGGCCUCUCACCAAACCUGAAAUUGACCAAUACGUCAAGAUGUUUGCUGAAACCGCCUCAAACGCGGUUUACAAAGCUGGCUUUGACGGGGUGGAAAUUCAUGGCGCUAAUGGUCACUUGAUCGAGCAGUUUCUACGGGAAGGAAGCAAUAACCGAACUGACGAGUAUGGAGGGUCUAUAGAAAAUCGGGCAAGAUUCCUUCUCGAAGUCGUUGAGGGUGUAAGUAAGGCCAUAGGGGAAGACAGGACGUCUCUAAGAAUCACGCCUUGGCUCCAUGAUCGAGGUCUCGCAAUGAAACAUCCAAUCCCGCUAUUCUCUUAUGUCGUCGCGGAACUAAAGAAGUUUCCAAACCUAGCUUAUCUGCACGCUGUAGAACCUCGAGUCUCCGUUAUAGACGACCGAACUCCGGAUUCAGACGAGUCCAAUGACUUCAUCAAAGCGCUCUGGUGCCCUCGACCUCUGAUCCUGGCGGGAGGCUUUCUUCGCGACAAUGCUGUUCAGGCAGCAGAGACAGAUGGUGUUUUGGUAGCCUUUGGGAGACGCUACAUUGCAAAUCCUGAUCUUCCAUAUAGGUUGAUGAAGAAUAUACCCUUAAACCCCUACGAUCGAAGCACGUUCUACCUCAUGGGAGACGCAACUGGGCGCGGGUACACUGACUAUCCGUUUGCAAAGGCAAAUGAAUAG
Molecule: messenger RNA, 1152 nt
Organism: Lentinula edodes (shiitake mushroom)
Lineage: Eukaryota; Fungi; Basidiomycota; Agaricomycetes; Agaricales; Omphalotaceae
Exons: 4
Coding region: 1-1152 (383 amino acids)
Molecular function (GO): FMN binding; NADPH dehydrogenase activity
Source: RefSeq, a predicted model, not a curated record